AUUUUAUCAUCCGUUAAACACCCACGGAUUGAGUUUAAACACGAUUUUAAAGCUUUGCGUCAGUUUUUUAAUAUUGUUAAAAACAUAAACAUGCUGAAAUAAGAUCAUACGCGUGAUUAGGUUGAGGCGCUCGGUACAUCCGGUGAGAAACGGACAAACGCGGGAGCGACGCGCGAGAAAACAAACCAGCAAAUGAUUCAUUCAGCAGCGUCAAAAACACGAAUAAAGCGCGAUUUUUAUGAUUAAUAUCGCUUUAGUGGUUAUUAUAUGAACUCGAGAUGACGGAAUUGCUUUUUAACAAGAGGUUACAGGUGCUUGUGAAGAAUAAAGAUACCGAUGAGAGACGUUCAGUCAUUCGUAUCAGUAUUGAACUACAGCCAUCAUCAAAUCCUGUCCAUAGAAAGGAUUUGGUUGUACGGCUGACAGAUGAUUCUGAUUUUUACUUUUUAUACAACCUUGUCAUAUCAGAGGAAGAUUUUCAAAGUUUAAAAGUACAACAAGGGCUUUUAAUAGACUUCACAUCAUUCCCACAGAAAUUUAUAGACUUGCUUGAGCAGUGCAUUUCUGAGCAGGACAAAGAAAACCCACGGUUUCUGUUGCAGCUCUCAUCAGCGUUCGAUCACAGUCCUUCAAACCUUAACAUUGUGGAGACGAACGCUUUUAAACACCUCACGCAUCUCUCUCUGAAACUGCUGCCGGGAUCUGAUACGGAUAUUAAGAAGUACCUGGCCACCUGUCUGUCUACUGUAAAGGAGGAAAAGCAGCAGUUGGAACAGAAGCUGAGAAAGACUGAGGAAGAUCUGACAAGACAGCUAAAUUAUGCACAGCAAACACUGUCUGAGAAAAGUCGAGAAUUGGACAAGCUCCGAUCUGAAUGGACGUCCCAAACAACCUCUCUGUCCAGCAGACACAUGCAAGAUCUCACAGCUGAGCGUGAGAAAGCUCUGGAGAUACAAGCCCGUCUCCAGCAGCAGAAUGAACAGCUGCGACAGGAACUUGAGUCAUCUCAUCACAGAAGCACCCAGCAGCUCCAAAGCAAAGUCUCUGAGCUGGAAACGGCCAACAGGGAGCUCAUCGACAAGAAAUACAAGAGCGACUCCACCAUUCGAGACCUUAAAGCCAAACUGGCCAGCCUGGAAGAGGAGUGUCAGAGGUCGAAGCAGCAGGUUCUGUCGUUGAGGAGAGAGAACAGCACCCUCGACACCGAAUGCCACGAGAAAGAACGUCUAGUCAACCAGCUGCAGACGCGAGUGGCCGUCUUUGAGCAGGAGAUCAAAGAUAAAGAGCAGCUCGUGCUGCGGACCAAAGAGGUGCUGGAGGCCACACAGCAGCAGAAGAAUUCUGUCGAAGGAAAUGUUGAAAGUAAGCAACUUCAGAUCAGCAAGUUGGAGGCCACAGUGAGAUCCCUGUCGGAGGAGCUCAUCAAGGCGAACGGCAUCAUCAAGAAGCUCCAGGGGGAUCUGAAGACACUGAUAGGGAAGAUCAAGGUGAAGAACACAGUGACGGUGUCUCAAGAAAAGAUCCUGCAGGAAACUACAGAGAAACUGCAGCGGGAGCAGCGAGAGCUGCAGGACACCCAACAACAGCUCCGACAGAAAGAGGAAGAGGUAAUGAAAUUAAAGGAACAAUUAGAAGCUACAGUUCAGAAACUGGACGAGAGCAGGGAAGUGUUAAAAACCAAUGAGAACGUAAUAACUUGGCUAAACAAGCAGCUGAAUGAGAACCAGUUCUCUCGGAAGCAGGAAACUUUCGGAAUGUUUGAGACUCCUGCCGCAGGUCUGAGAACAGGAAGUGUUCCUCACAAUAUGCUGGAUAGCAAAGGUUUCCCCUCGUCUUUGGGACAGGGUUUCCCCAUCACCUCUACGAUAAACUCCAAAUAUCCUCUUCCUCUUUCCUGUGUGAGCUCAGGACCUCGCUCUGUCCUGUCAGCGCACAAUCAGACGUCUGGACCCAAGGUCCAGUUUAACCCUAUGAGUGCUAAACAUUCAGCAGCAGACAUGAGUCCCACUGCACUCUCCCAGCCCUCUAAUAAAGAGAACGGAGGGCCUGUUGGUCUGGACUCCAAGUACUUUGAGAGACGAGAUGACAGCAUCCCCCUCCGCGGCCUUCUACCCAGCAUGCAUCUAAAUAGAGAAGUUCCCAAGCCUUUGAACACAGCUGGAGCAAAACCAACAGCGUCCGCAGCUUCUGCGUAUUUCCCGGGAUGACGAACAGCAGUUUAGAUACACUUCUAUUCAUCACUAAGUUAAAUGUGUGAAUGCCACUACUAAGAUGGGAAUUCAUUGCAAAGUGUCUGUGCAGAUGAUAUUCUUGUUUUAAAUGUAUUCAAUAAUUUAUAAAAUUUUUUAUUUUAAAUCCAUUUCUCAAUGUGCUUACUAUGGAAGCCCAUUUUCACCACAGAAUGAAAAAAAAAUGGUUUUAUUUGAAUAAAUAAUUUGAAUUUUUUUAUUUAUUUAUUUAUUUUUUUUUUGGCAGGAACAGGCUUUUUUCCCCGCAAUUCUUAUUUCAUCUGACAAUUCAGACUUUUGACUUGCAAUUCUGAGAAACUGUGAGAUAUAGCUUACAUUUGUGAGGAAAAAAAGUCAAUUACUUUUUAUUUUUCAUUCUGUGGUGGAAGCAAAACAGAAUUGUGAAAUAUAAACUCAAAAUUUUGAAUCUUUUUUUUUUUUUUACCUUUACUCUGUGGUUUCCAUAGUUUACAAAGAGAUUCCUUGAUUGCUUGAGACUUUAGCAUUAGUGUGGGACUAAUGUAUCAAUGAUAAUGGUGCUAAAGUUUGGUCCUUUAGGUCUGUGGUGCCUAUAAAAUGUAUUUUCAGUGUCUUAAACUUGAUUGUGCCAUGCAUGAACUGUCUCUGAACAUGAACCUUUGCCAAACACUCAGAGAGCUGCCACUGUAUAUCCUCAAAUAGUGCUAUUCUUAUGAUUGGCAAUUUUAAGGUUAAUAUAAGGAUUUAAGUUCUUGCUAUGGAAGACAAAAUGUGAGACUGGUUUUGCUGUGUAAAGCUGUCUAUAAUUCAUUGUGUGCACAUUUAUAUUUUUCUAUUUAUGGUUUAAUACAGUGAAUUUUGUAAUCUGUUUAUCAUGGAUUGCAGUUUGGCUACUUGUUCAUCAGUAGCUCAAUUUUAGGACAAACGUAAAUAAAAUAAUGUAGUUUGAAAAAA
Molecule: messenger RNA, 3161 nt
Organism: Cyprinus carpio (common carp)
Lineage: Eukaryota; Metazoa; Chordata; Actinopteri; Cypriniformes; Cyprinidae
Product: spindle assembly abnormal protein 6 homolog
Biological process (GO): centriole replication
Cellular component (GO): centrosome; centriole
Source: RefSeq, a predicted model, not a curated record